AACAAGAGAGAGAAAAUGACGAGAUGGCGCUUAUAUGGUACGAUCAAUAUAGGUCUAUGAAUAAACUUAAACGGUAUGAGGUGUAUGUGCUUCUGCGUACCCACUCGGCGCAUUUUAGAUUAUUCCAUCCACGUAAUCCAUUUUCUUUUCUCACGCCACCCCAUCACCACCACCACCGCCUCCGCCGCCGCCGCCCCCACACCCAAUGACAACCAGAACAGCUCACACUUCACCAACCCUAACCCUAACCCUAACCCUACAUCUACAGAAUCCAUCAUAAGAAGCAUAAGAAAGAAGAAAAACCACCAUGGCUACCGCUUCUUCAUCCUCUGUUCCAGAGGGGGACCCAGAGCAUGAACCUUCCUCACAAGAGCCUCAACCCUCACCCCCACCCCCAACCACACUACCCAAAAAAACUCCUCCCCUCCCAUGGUCUCACCUGGAGACCGUACACCUCAUCCAAGCAUACCAAGAGAAAUGGUACUCCCUGAAGCGCGGCCAGCUCAAGGCCAGCCAAUGGGAAGAAGUUGCACAGUCCGUCGCUGCUCGCUGCGGCUUCGACGAGCCCUCGAAGACAGCUACACAGUGCCGCCACAAGAUGGAGAAGCUCCGCAAGCGCUAUCGCUCAGAGAAAGAGCGUUCCUCCCCUUCUGCUUGGCCCUACUUCAAUCUCAUGGACCUCAUGGAACGUGGCCCCCUCCCCAUCUCUGCUCGUCCGAUCCCCUUGACUGAACAGCGCAACUCCGACUCAAGCGACGAGGAGGACGAUGAAGACAACGACGAGACUAAUAAAUCUCGAAGCAUCAAUUACAUUCUGCGUAGACCGCCAACAGGGUCUCAGACCGACAAGACGUCAUUGCCUCGAAAGUGGAAUGGUAGCAGUAGUGGAGGAGGGCUGGGGGUUUCUAGGUUUUUGAGGAAUCCCAUGUUUCGGAAGAGGCGAAUGUCGUUCGACAUUGACGAGGACGGAGGAGAACCGCUGUCGGAAUUGGCUUCAGUGGUUCGAGCAUUCGGAGAAGGGUUUGUUAGGAUAGAGAAUAUGAAGAUGGAAAUGAUGAGGGAAACAGAGAGGUAUAGGAUGGAGAUGGAAACCAAGAGGACGGAGAUGAUCCUAGAAUCCCAACGCCGCAUUGUUGAUGCCAUUGCCAAGGCCCUUGGCUCUCAGAAGAAAUCCAGGAAGAAUCAAGAAACCUGAAGGGUAUUCCCCUCUUUUCUGAAUUUCCACAUUUUUAAUGGUCUUUUAACUUUAUAUCGCUCAUGUAACGUUUUUUUUGGACAUAUAAGAAGUAACUGUUCAAUUCCUAAUUUCUCCAUUAUAUUUAACAUGUUUUGUAUAGUAAGACUGCUUGCAACACUUUUUGAAUAAUGUGACUGCUUGAAGGUGCAACAAAACAGUUAUCAAGUCCAUGUCAAUUAGUACUAUGCUAUUAUAUUUCUUUGAUGUGCCUU
Messenger RNA from Nelumbo nucifera (sacred lotus), 1449 nucleotides. Its product is annotated as Homeodomain-like superfamily protein. Lineage: Eukaryota; Viridiplantae; Streptophyta; Magnoliopsida; Proteales; Nelumbonaceae. The record is from RefSeq and is a predicted model, not a curated record.